GCAUAAUGUAGCUGGUGGGGGGUUUGCGUCACGUGUUGUUUGCAUUCCCUCUGAUACUGAUUUCUUUAUGAAGGUUGAGGGUGGAAGUUGACCAAUUAUCAUGAUCAUAUAACCAUCUCACUGUUUGUUUGGGGGCUGGUUGGUGUUUUUGUGACAAGAGAGGUGAAACUCCUCUCUAUGGAACCAAUCAGUGGGCAGGUCAGGGGUCAACACUAUAUCAGCUCGGCAGUUGGACACAUUUCUUAUUCUGUAACAGCAACAACAGACAUACAGACAUUACUAGCAGAUCAACUUUUGGAAGACUUUUGAAACGAAACUUACUAUUUUACCUUCAGUCAUGGCUCCAAUUUUACUGAGGAGUAUGGGGAACGACCACAAUGAGUACAUCAAGUAAGUAUUUGGACAGUUUCAGUUAAAUCUUUCGGCUUUUUUAUCUUGAUUUUCAGAGCAUUUACUUAGAAUUCACUCGAACUGUCCAUUUAUGAAUAAAAUCUUCAUUAUUCCUUUCAGACAACAGGUUCAAGUGAAAAAUCCUUACCUGGACACCAUGGAGGAGGAUAUUCUCUACCACUUCAGCCUAAGCACCAAGACUCACAACCUUCCAGAAAUGUUUGGCGAUAUCAAGGUGCAUGAGCUGGAAUUUAACACGAAAGUUAAAGUUGUGCUCAUAAUUUUAAAACAAGAAACUCAUUUGCCAUUUUCUUGCUUCCUCGCAGUUUGUGUGUGUCGGCGGCAGUGCCAAUAGGAUGAAGGCUUUUGCCCAGUUUAUCCACCAGGAGCUGAAACUAUCUGGAAACCCAGAGGAUGUGAGGGACAUCUGUGAGGGAACUGACCGUUACUGCAUGUACAAAGUAGGACCGGUGCUGUCUAUAAGUGUAAGUAUUACACUAGAUUUUCCUAGUUUGCUUCCUCUUUGAUUGGAUGAACUUCAAAUGUUGUUUUACUUUUAUUUCACCUUUAAAGAAAUCUCUAUCUCGACCUUGUUUCUAUCUCAGCAUGGCAUGGGUGUCCCCUCCAUCUCCAUCAUGCUGCAUGAGCUCAUCAAACUGCUGCACCAUGCCCAGUGCCUUGAUGUGGUCCUGUUUCGCCUUGGGACUUCUGGUGGUGUUGGUAAGAUUCAUUAACUGUCUUUAUUUUGAGAGGAAAUGGUGUUCUUCUUUGAUUACUCUUCAACCUUGAGUUCAGAUUUAAAGCUGAUCCGUUGUUGUCUGUAGGCUUGGCACCAGGUACAGUGGUGGUCACAGAUAAAGCCGUGGACUACUCCUUCCGCCCCCAGUUUGAGCAGGUGGUUCUUGGUAAAGUCAUCACCAGGAGCACUGAGCUGAAUGAGGAAGUGGCCAGUGAACUUCUGCAGUGCUCCUCUGAGCUUCAAAACAUCCCCACAGUGAUCGGAAACACCUUGUGCACCCAUGACUUCUAUGAAGGUUUGAGCAAUCUCUCAUGCUUAAGGGUGUUUGUAAUGACAUUGCUCUAACAGGUCAAAAGAGUUGAUAAGUUGUGACAAAUGUCACGCUGUGUCUCUGUAGGUCAGGGCAGACUUGAUGGAGCUCUCUGCUCCUUCUCUCAUGAGGAGAAACUGGAGUAUCUGCAGAAAGCCUACGAUGCUGGAGUGAGGAAUAUUGAAAUGGAGUCCACAGUGUUUGCUGCCAUGUCUCGUGUCUGUGGCCUUAAAGGUAUUCUUUUUGGUAUAAAAUAAGGGAUAUUUUCUUUCUUGCAAAUAAAAUAAGCAUGCAUUACUAUUUUUUGAAUAAUGAUAUAGUUUGUCUGAAACAUAAUUCUACUUAUUUGUCUUCUUGUUUCCAGCGGCUGUCGUCUGUGUUGCAUUGCUGAACCGCUUUGAGGGCGACCAGAUUACCUCCCCUCAUGAUGUCCUGGUGGAAUACCAACAGAGACCUCAAGCCCUGGUGUCCCACUUUAUCAAAAAACGACUGGGACUCAUAGCCUAAAACACCUCGAUAUUCUACCCUGACCCAUCUACUCAAUGAAAAUGUAAAUAGUUGUUGACUUAUAUGUGGAUUUGUAUAUACCUACACUGUGUGAAACAUGUUGAUAUGGGCAUUAGACACUUAUUUAUGAUUUUGUUUAUGAAGCUAAGAUUAUUAGUAUGUUACAUAGAAAUAAAUAUGUUGUAUCUUAAUAUUUAAUACUGUAGAGCAUGUGUAAGAUAACUUACUCUCUGGAGACUGUGUUUUUUAUCUUUGGACAUUUGGACAUUAAAUGCACAUAAUAAACAAGCACAAAAAAGAGACUAAGUUUGUAUAUCAUAAUCAUUUUAGCUACAACUAUUACUGAAAUGCAUCAGAAAGUUUCUCUUUUACUGAAAGGACAAAAUGUGGACCUUCCUAUUAAGUAUUGUUGCAUAAAAUGUAGUCAUUUCUUCCAAAUGCAAUUUUCCUUUAUGUGACAAAAGUAGCCAAUUAAUAUUGGAAUUCAGGUCAUUUCGGGUUGUUCACAUGUUGUCACUCAAAGGUGCUCUGUUUUUCUGUAUUUCUCUGUAUAGUUCAAGACCUACAAUAAAAGUCUAUAUUGAUAAUUGCAUUGUGUCACAUGUGGUCAAUACAUUAGGUUCUGUUUACUUUGUUCGAGGGCAGCAUUUGUACCGACACAGUGUGACAUGAGCAUCUGCAAACGUGAGGCAUUAAUGUUAUUUAAUUGAACUCAAACACAACAAUAGCUGGAGGGAUUUAAUACAGAAACCUCUUACAAGCCCUGAGUCAGAAUUUAAUUAUGGAUUUUGUGUCCGGUCUGGGUGGUUUGGGGGGCUUGAUAACAGACAUAACCUCUUUGGCAUACUGGCUGUGAUGCAGACCGGCCUCCCGCAGAGCCUGCUCAACACGCACUCUCGGGUCAGACACAAUCUGGAAAACAGAUGUUAAAAAAAAAAAAAAAAAAAAAAACACUGUGAGCAAUAAAUCUCCAGCUUUUCCACACAAAAUCCCACCCACAGUGUCUCAUUUUAGGUUUAAUUGUUUAGUCCACACAACACUUGGAACAAGGUUAAACACUCAUC
Molecule: messenger RNA, 3010 nt
Organism: Xyrichtys novacula (pearly razorfish)
Lineage: Eukaryota; Metazoa; Chordata; Actinopteri; Labriformes; Labridae
Source: the annotation of a GenBank genome assembly